Messenger RNA from Aspergillus fischeri NRRL 181, 2025 nucleotides. RefSeq names its product putative Kelch repeats protein. NCBI's taxonomy places the organism in Eukaryota, Fungi, Ascomycota, Eurotiomycetes, Eurotiales, Aspergillaceae. The record is from RefSeq and is a predicted model, not a curated record. The coding region runs from base 1 to 2025 and encodes 674 amino acids. Gene Ontology annotation, molecular function: protein binding. The transcript has 3 exons.
AUGGGCAAGAAAAAUAAGAAGUCCGCCGAGCACAAGGAGCGGGUAGCAGCAAAGCAAUCCAAGAAGGCUGCGCAAAAAGAAAAGAGGCACAAGACAAAGGGGCGCGACGCAGAUAGUGACACAGAAGAUGUCGAUCUGGAUGCGAUCCUGGCUCAAUAUGCUGAAGAGCAAGCUAAAUUCCUGAAGGUCACUGAGGUAGUCUCAGGACCGCCGUCUCCACGUACCUCUGCUACAAUACUUGCGUCUCCCUCAAACCGGAACGAGCUCUUGAUAUUUGGUGGCGAGCACUUUGAUGGCACGCUUGCUACGUUCUUCAAUAAUCUCUUCGUCUACAACAUUGAUCGAGAUGAGUGGAAGGAAGUUACCAGUCCCAACAGCCCUCUACCUCGAAGCGGACAUGCAUGGUGCCGUGGAGGAAAUGCCGGAGGUGUCUAUUUGUUCGGAGGUGAAUUCUCUUCACCAAAGCAGGGGACGUUCUAUCAUUACAAUGACUUUUGGCAUCUCGACCCUGCCACCAGAGAAUGGACUCGCCUCGAAACCAAAGGCAAAGGCCCGCCAGCUAGAAGUGGCCACAGAAUGACAUAUUUCAAGAACUAUAUUAUCCUCUUCGGAGGGUUUCAGGAUACUUCACAGCAAACAAAGUACCUCCAGGACCUGUGGAUCUACGACUGCUCAAAAUUCACCUGGUUCAACCCUACACUGCCCCCGGCAGCUCAAAAGCCUGAUCCUCGGUCAUCAUUCUCAUUCUUGCCACACGAAUCUGGAGCCGUACUGUACGGCGGUUACUCCCGCGUGAAGGCGUCCACUGGGGUGGGAGGAAAGCCACAGAAGGGUGGUCCCCAACGCAUGACCAUGAAGCCCAUGGUCCAUCAGGACACUUGGUUUCUACGAAUUACACCACCUGACGCUGAUGCCCCUGCGUCCGCGGCUCCUACAGUACGCUGGGAACGCCGCAAGAAGCCCGCAAACUCGCCCAACCCCCCCCGUGCCGGCGCCACUAUGGCGUACCACAAAGGACGAGGUAUCAUGUUCGGCGGUGUCCAUGACGUUGAACUCAGUGAGGAGGGUAUCGAUAGCGAGUUCUUUGACACGCUGCUGGCUUGGAACACUGACAGGAAUCGUUUCUUCCCUCUUACUCUUCGCCGUCCAAGAGCAACCGGUAAGAAGCAGCAGGCUAACCAGAUGAGAUCUCGAAAUCGGGCAAAGGCCGACGAAGAGGAUCUUCUCCAGAAUUUGAAAGCUUUAGAAGCAAAAGGAGGGCUCCGCGAUCUGGACGAUGAUGACGAGUUUCAGCGAAUCGCUGACAGAAUGGAGGAUGAGCCUACGGAGCCAGAGAAACCCUGUAUUGUACGUUUCGAGAUGCCUCACAAGCGUUUCAAUGCACAACUGGCCGUGCAAGACGAUACCCUAUUCAUAUUCGGCGGAACAUUUGAGAAUGGUGACCGGGAGUUCACUUUCAAUGAUAUGUACUCCAUUGAUUUGGUGAAACUCGACGGUGUCAAGGAAAUAUACUACAAGGAGCCUGAGAACUGGCAUCUUCUCAACGAAGCGGAGAGUGACGAUGAGAUGGAUGAGGACGAUGAAGAUGAAGACGAGGAGGAAGAAGACGAUGACGAAAACGCAAUGUCUCUGGACUCUGCUUCUCCAGCACCUACCGAGGUCACAGUACCGUCAGUCACCCAGGGAAUGGAGCAGCUUGAAGUGGAGGAACAGGAAGCAGAGCCCUCUGCGCAGGACAGCCGACCUCUACCCCGACCCUUUGAGAGCUUGCGCGAUUUCUUUAGCCGUACGUCUGAGGAGUGGCAGAAGAUUCUGCUAGAUACCUUGAAAGAGAAGGGCAUUACGGUGGAGAAGAAUGUGAAGGAACUACGCAAGGAUGCGUUCAAUAUGGCGGAAGAAAAGUGGUGGGAUAGCAGAGAGGAAAUCAUGGCUCUGGAAGAUGAACAAGAAGCCGCUGGCAUUGGUGAGGUUGUUAGCAUCGCUGACCGAACUGAUAACCUUGGUGGUGCUGGGCGACGCAGGUGA